AUGAUAUUACAUAUUCCCAAGAACAGUGUAAAUAAACUUAAAAAUUUAACAGCAUCACAUAAGAAAGUAAAAGAUUCUGAAAGGCAAAGUGGUGGAGCACCUGUAGUUAUAUCUUUUAGAACUGAACUUGAUGAUAUUUUGGAUGAAAUAGGGCUACAUUCAAACCAUACUGAAAAUACUGAAAUUACUAUUAAUAAACAAACUAAAAAAUGUUCAUUACCAGUAACUUCAACUGAAACAUCAACCUUGAUAGAAUCAAAUGAUGAAGAUAGUGAAAAUGAACCUGAACCAACAUCUAAAAAAUUUGCUAAAAUAGCAACAGAUACUCAAAAAUAUGAUGAAAAAAAAGAAAUAAGAAAACAAAGAGCCAAAGAAAAAGCUAGAAGAUAUGAAGAAAGAUGCAAAUUAAUGUCACUUCUUAUCAAUAUAA
Molecule: messenger RNA, 430 nt
Organism: Diversispora eburnea
Lineage: Eukaryota; Fungi; Glomeromycota; Glomeromycetes; Diversisporales; Diversisporaceae
Source: the annotation of a GenBank genome assembly